This is a messenger RNA of Diatraea saccharalis (sugarcane borer), 459 nucleotides long. The record is from the annotation of a GenBank genome assembly. NCBI's taxonomy places the organism in Eukaryota, Metazoa, Arthropoda, Insecta, Lepidoptera, Crambidae.
AUGGAUGACUUAGUGGACAUUUGUAUGUUUGGACCUAAGGUAAUUGUCUCACGUUUAAGAUUCGCAACAACUGCAUAUACAGCCGCAUUGGCUAGGAAUGCGAAGGAGACUAUUACAGACAUUGCCACAACAGCAUCUGAUAUGAAGACUAUGGUUGAUACCACAAUGAUACAACAAAGUAAUUUCAUACAAUCUGUAGAACAUCUAACAUUGGCAUGGAAUAAUCUAACCUCAAGCAUGACCAAUUACACUUCUGAGAUCGACAAGAAAACAUUGAUCUUAACUAAUGUAGCCUCUACAUCUAAACACUUUUCUGUUAAAGCACCUUCUACAGUUUCUGAUUUCAUUCCUGACCAACAAGUGGGUACUAGACUCAACAAAGUACCAGGUUUUGCAUACAGAUCCAAUUUUGGAACAUUAACAUGCACUAUCGAUGGGAAUAUAGGAUUCUCUGCUUAA